CCUUCUCCCUUUGGAAACUUUCAACUGCCCGGAGUCCUCGGACGGCGUAUCCGACUGGAAAGACACAUAAUGUCUGCUUCCUUGAGAUUCACCCGAAGGGUGUGGAAAUCAUUCAUAGACAACAAAGGGCAUGAUGCUCAGUGUUUUCCGAAUCUUGUCAUUCACCGCGCAGUCCCCGGAACGGUUGAUUUUUCGCUGAAGAUAGAUCAAUCUAAUUUAAACAGAGUAGGGACCGUGCACGGCGGCCUAAUCCUGUCGCUGACUGAUACCCUUGGCUCGCUCGCUGUUGCAAGCAAAGGUCACUACAUGACUGGCGUUUCAACCGAUAUUGGUGCAUCCUUUAUACGACCUGCAGGCAGGACAGGCGAUACCCUUCAUGCACGAGCCACACUUACUGCCAUGGGGAAAUCCUUGGCCUAUACUCGUGUAGAUUUUACCAAUUCUGUAGGCGAUUUAGUGGCGUAUGGAUAUCACACGAAAUAUGUUGGGAAAUCGUCGUCUGACCCUAACAACGUGAAGUUUUCGGAAGAUGGCGAACAAGUAAUAGAAGGGAACGACGUUGACUGAUAUAUUUUUUAUUUUUACUGUGAUCGUACCAAGUUUUAGAAAUAACAACAUUCACUUCGCACAGAUGAUCUGUGGCAUAAACAA
Messenger RNA from Suillus discolor, 651 nucleotides. Its product is annotated as thioesterase thiol ester dehydrase-isomerase. The transcript has 9 exons. The coding region runs from base 70 to 567 and encodes 165 amino acids. The record is from RefSeq and is a predicted model, not a curated record. NCBI's taxonomy places the organism in Eukaryota, Fungi, Basidiomycota, Agaricomycetes, Boletales, Suillaceae. Gene Ontology annotation, molecular function: fatty acyl-CoA hydrolase activity.